CGGGAGCCGCUCCCUCCCCCCUCUCCCUCAGACCGAGCCGCGGCCUGAUCCCGAGCGGAGCGGCCGCUCAGCCCCGACCAUGAGCGGGAGUCCGGGGGUGUCCGCUGGUGCGCGGCGUCGCGGGCACGGCUCAGGCUCGGUGCCGGACGGAGUGAGCAAGGCGGGCCGCACUCUGAGUCACCGCGACCUGAAGAAGCUGCAGGAGCCGGAGCCCGAACCGAGCGACAGCAAACGGCUCAGUUGUCAUAAACUUCAGGAGUCCUUGUUCAGUUCAGCGAGUGGAUACAGCAAUUACAGAGGGAUUCUGAACUGGUGUGUGGUCAUGCUGAUUUUGAGCAAUGCUCGUCUUUUUCUGGAGAAUCUUAUUAAAUAUGGAAUAUUAGUGGAUCCAAUUCAAAUAAUCUCUCUGUUCCUGAAAGACCCCUACAGUUGGCCUGCUUUGUGCCUUAUCAUUGUCUCGAAUACUUUUGUAAUUGUGACACUGCACAUUGAAAGGAAAAUGGCUAUGGGUGUUUUGUCUGAGCGUUUCGGGUUGGCUUUGCACACAGUUAACCUGACCACCAUUCUAUCCUUCCCUGUAGCAGUGGUAUUAUCGGUCGACUCAAUAACUCCAGUGGGUGCUGUGAUGGCACUGAUGUGCUACACCAUUCAGUUUCUCAAACUCUACUCGUACAAAGAUGUCAACAAGUGGUGUCGAGAAUUGCGCAGAGCAAAAGUCAAGACUCUGGUGAGAUCUCUGUCAGCUCCUGGCUUGAAAGAGAAUGGCGAUGCCGUACAAUCCGUGGUCGUGUAUCCAGGGAACCUGACAUACAAAGACAUGUAUUAUUUCCUAUUUGCACCCACCCUGUGCUAUGAGCUAAAUUUUCCCCGAUCGCCCCGGAUCCGAAAGCGGUUCUUACUGAGGAGAGUGUUUGAAAUGCUUUUCCUCAUCCAGUUGCAAGUGGGGUUAGUUCAACAGUGGUUGGUGCCUGCUAUACAGAAUUCCAUGAAGCCAUUCAAAGAUAUGGACUAUUCCAGGAUGAUAGAGCGCUUACUGAAGCUUGCAGUUCCCAACCACCUAAUCUGGCUCAUCUUUUUCUACUGGCUUUUUCACUCAUCUAUGAACGUUUUAGCUGAAGUAAUGAAGUUUGGCGAUCGGGAGUUCUACAGGGACUGGUGGAAUUCAGAGACCGUGACAUACUUCUGGAAGAACUGGAAUAUUCCCGUUCACAAGUGGUGCAGCAGGCACUUCUACAAGCCCAUGCUGAAGAUGGGGGUGAACAAGAGGAUAGCCCAGACCGCGGUCUUCCUGGCAUCCGCUUUCUUUCAUGAGUAUCUGGUCAGUGUUCCUUUGAAGAUGUUCCGUCUGUGGGCAUUCAUGGGGAUGAUGGCUCAGGUCCCACUGGCUUGGUUAGUUGGGAAGUUUCUGAGUGGGAAUUAUGGAAACGCAGCAGUGUGGCUGUCCCUGAUCAUCGGUCAGCCAAUUGCAGUGCUGAUGUAUGUCCACGAUUAUUACAUCCUGAACUAUGAGGGAUCGCAGUGAUCACAGAAACGUGCAAAAACGGCACCAUCUGGAACGUGAGCAAGGACACUCAUCUACUUUCAUAAUCAGUGGAAAUUUCUUGGAGAGUAUUUUCUUUUGCUUUAAAGGGUUAAAUGCCUUAAAUUGUUUGUGGAACACACGGGCCACCAUCCUGUGUGAAUUAUUCUUUUUGUAACCACAGAGCAGUGGGGGAAAUGGUAAUGCAGUCACUGAAUAUUGCAAAUUGGACCCAGAGGACUGAAGCUGGUGACUGGCUGGUCAGGGGUUUGGGGGAUGAGGGUCAGGUGGAAAUAGAGUUUCCAGGCGGCAAGAUCCCGGUGAUGUGGGAUGUAAAAUGUGUGACCCAUAAGCUCGUGUAACCGUCCAUUGUAAAAGAGGGAAAGGUGGUUGGAUUUUGUCUGCAUGAUCCCCAACAAAUGGGGGGUGGGAGGGGGCAGUGGGAUUGGGUGAGAAAAUUGGAUGAGCCUGGUGAAAAUAAUUCAUUCACCAUCUCUCUCCUCAUCCAGGAUCGGGGGAUUGAAGCACACAAUAGGGUGUUCUUUUCUCUUCUACCUUUAUUUGAAAUGUCUGAGAGUAUUAACAUUGAAAGUCAGCUGAAUGGUACCCCAUGGAGGACACUUAUUUCUUUCAUUUUUGUUGUUUGUUUGUUGCUGGUAGGUUUCUUUUUUUGCAUCUCACAUUUCCUCCACCCAGCAAGGAACAUUGCUGGUCACAGGUUGGAGUUGUGAUAGCUGUGUUUAGGAAUGUGCUCUGUGUAGUGAAUGAGCCCAGUGUAGGAUUUCUCCAUUUUGCUGAGGACAUGUAGCCCUCAGGGUGAAUAAGCCUCCAGGAGUCGAUCAUCAUCUCCAAAUAAUUUAUCAAUUACCUGCUGAGUCAAUGGAAGGGUAAGGUUAUAAGAUGGAGUAAAAGCCGUGUUUUCAUCCUCUGUGAGUGUCUCCCUUGUGCCCUGGUUUCCUGAAGCCUGCUCCCCUGUGACAAGGUUACAGCCGGUGAGCGAUGGAAUGAUUUGCCUGGAUGAGGGAAUCUCACAGGAGCAAGUCCUGCCCAGCAGCUUUACAUUCUGUCAGAAACAUUGACUUUUGCUGACAUAUUCUAACAAAACGUUGGAUGAGUGAGUGAAUGCCUUAAACAACAAAAUACCCUUCCAUUGCCUACUUCCAUCAGUUUCUCCUUUAGGAACCGUGCUCUGGUUUUAUCAUGUCCAGUCAACAACCAAGUGUUAUGGAUGUUUCUCACUAUAAACACUGAUCAUAGGAAAACUUAAUAUUUUUCAAAAGUGUUUUCAUGUUUAAGGGAGCUAAAACCAGUCUGAACCAGAGACCAUCCUCCCCAGAAAAGUGUCUGUUUUUCACUAAGUGCCUGACUGAUUUUGAAACCUCUGAUUGUAAGUUUGUUUGAUUCCUACUGCAACAAAACUGCAUCAACAAUGCAAUUUCUGGAGUAUUAUCUUUCGUAGAGUCAAACUUUAACAUUCCUGUCCCACUAGGGGAGCACAUCAGCAACUGAAAUCUGGAUUGAUUUGAAUCGAGGAGAGGGGCUUAUUUUACUACAGGCGAACAACAAGUAGAGGAGGGGAGUGGUGUGUGGAUAGAUGCUUCAACUAAUAGGAUCUGUGUUGAGGUAGUUGUUUCCUGUUGUGUUGUCACCAUUGCUGAUCACAGUUCAUGAGUAAAGCCAUUGAGGUACAUGAGUACACCGCACUGGCGAAAUAUAUAUUGAAUAGGAGGAAGCAUUAAAGAAGCAACUUAGGCUGUGAAAUAUUCUAAUGUUUUGUUUCUGUUUAGUGGGUCUGAGUUUAUUUUUAGAGAGGGAUUGGAGGAAAGGAGAGCAAGGAAAUCUGCUCCAGCCUGACCCUGACCUGAGAACACCCUGCCUCAAAUUCUUCCCUCGCGCCAGUUUCCGUGUUAUCCCUUGCUUCUCACCUCCUUGUGGCUCUUAUUCAAUACCCGCAUCCUGCACCUGGAAAUGAGGGAGGCAGAUUAUUGGAAAAUCAAGGGGUGGCAAUGAUUUUCUGUUUCAGCAAUCUCUAACCGGUCUGUACAGUCAGUGAAUCCUGACUGGAGAACGCAGUGCAGAGUCUGAUUUUAUUUGGUGGGUGGGGGGAGGAUCCGGACAAUACGAUUGUGUUGUCCUAUUUGCGCUCAUUUUUGACUUUUGUAUGGCUCUUUUUUUACUUUUAUAAGAACUGCCGUCCUCUGCAGAGAUCUUAUUUUUGUAAAUACACUGCCCCCAUCUGGGGGGUGGGCUGUGUAACAGGGAGCUGAGGCAAAACUGUGAUGCUCCCAUCUGGGGGGUGGGCUGUGUAACAGGGAGCUGAGGCAAAACUGUGAUGCUCCCAUCUGGUUCAUUGUAUUUCACAGAUCUAUUUUUACUACUUCCAUUCCCUUUUGUCCUGUGAAUAGGACUAACCAGAACGUGGAACUCCCGAUCUCCUACUGUAAUAGGACCCUGUGGUUAGACAAGUGCCCUGUUUGGAAGAGGUCACAUAGAUGUAGAGGACCAUAGACUGCUCUCUGUCUCUAGAGAGACAUGGGGAGGUUGAAACGGCAGGACCUUCAUGUUGACCUCACCCAGUUCAGGAGUAGUUUAAUACAUUGUAGAUUAUGCAACCCCAGUUUCUCUCAUUAUUGAAUGACGCCUGAGUUCUGCUGAUUAGAGCCUAAUUAGUAUUGAAUACUGUAUGUGAAUGCUAACCAUGUAAUAUCAUUUAGUUUCUUAACCCUCUCAAUCAAAGUGGCCAGCUUUCUCUAUUUUCGAACAAAGCUGCAGAAAUUUGUUUACCAAACUCUACACUAGGUAGUGAUUUUACAAUCUGCCCUUGUCGGAAGGGGGAAGGAAUUACUGCAUUAUCCAAGAAAAGUUGUGUCCCAGUCUUGCUCCCCGUGGGCGGCACGGUGGCACAGUGGUUAGCACUGCUGCCUCACAGCGCCUGUAGACCCGGGUUCAAUUCCUGACUCAGGUGACUGACUGUGUGGAGUUUGCACGUUCUCCCUGUGUCUGCGUGGGUUUCCUCCGGGUGCUCCGGUUUCCUCCCACAGUCCAAAGAUGUGUGGGUCAGGUGAAUUGGCCAUGCUAAAUUGCCCGUAGUGUUAGGUAAGGGGUAUGGGUGGGUUGCGCUUCGGCGGGUCGGUGUGGACUUGUUGGGCCGAAGGGCCUGUUUCCACACUAAGUCUAAUCUAAAAAUCUAUUAUGCUGCUCAGUUGUAACCUUGAAUCGGAAGUUCACCCAGUGCCCUCUUGCUGUCGUCCUGGUUUCAAUGAGUUACAGAUACAACAAACGCACCAGCAAUGUCCCUCCAAACAUGUAUUUUUAAUGCUGUUUUAUGUAUAUAGAAUUAAUUUCUGAUAUUGUAAUGAUUUUCCUCUACAAGUGCCAUGUCUUUUAGGGAGUAUCUUGGAAAUUGAACAAAUAAAUAGAGAUCAUGGAUUUAAAAAGGGAAGCCAGGAAAAAGGUCUGGCCAGCCUGCAAGUGGGUAUCUCUUUAUGUAGCACUUGCAAUAGGUCUGAUUUUUAAUAAAAACAAUUUUAAACAA
Hemiscyllium ocellatum (epaulette shark) is the source of this 5054-nucleotide messenger RNA. Its product is annotated as diacylglycerol O-acyltransferase 1-like. NCBI's taxonomy places the organism in Eukaryota, Metazoa, Chordata, Chondrichthyes, Orectolobiformes, Hemiscylliidae. Gene Ontology annotation, biological process: triglyceride biosynthetic process. The record is from RefSeq and is a predicted model, not a curated record. Gene Ontology annotation, cellular component: endoplasmic reticulum membrane. Bases 80 to 1522 code for a protein of 480 amino acids. Gene Ontology annotation, molecular function: diacylglycerol O-acyltransferase activity. The transcript has 17 exons.